This is a messenger RNA of Periophthalmus magnuspinnatus, 1563 nucleotides long. It is a transcript of the gene cyp21a2, whose product is annotated as steroid 21-hydroxylase. Bases 1 to 1545 code for a protein of 514 amino acids. The record is from RefSeq and is a predicted model, not a curated record. NCBI's taxonomy places the organism in Eukaryota, Metazoa, Chordata, Actinopteri, Gobiiformes, Gobiidae. The transcript is spliced from 12 exons. Gene Ontology annotation, biological process: progesterone metabolic process; hormone biosynthetic process. Gene Ontology annotation, molecular function: heme binding; iron ion binding; steroid 17-alpha-monooxygenase activity.
AUGGCACUACAGCUGAGUGUGUUCAGUGUGGGAGCUCUGUUUUUACUGGUAUUUUUUCUGAUUGCACUAAUUUCUAUUUUUAAUGAGAGACAAAAACCUAACAAUGCCGAACACAAACAGGCUAAAUCAAGCUUACUUCAAUAUGUUACCCAGCUAGUGUGUGGUACACCAUCCCUUUCUCUCCCUGGACCUCCAAGCUACUUUAUUAUUGGGAAUAUGAUGGAGUUAGGUAGUGAUCACCUGCCUAUUCACCUGACCAACCUGGCACAGCGCUAUGGAAGCAUCUACCGUCUCAUAUGUGGAAACACCACCAUUGUAGUUCUGAGCAGCAGUGAAGUAAUCAGAGAGGCACUGGUAAAGAAAUGGUCAGAUUUUGCAGGAAGACCAGACUCUUUUACAGGAAGCAUAGUGUCUGCAGGGUGCUCCAUCUCCCUGGGUGACUACACUGAGGUGUGGAGGGCACAUCGGCGCAUGGUUCACAGCGCACUGCAGAGAUGCUGUCAAAAAUCCCUGCACGAAGUGAUAGAGAGACAUGCACUGCGGAUGAGAAGGGUAUUAAUGGACUAUAAAGGCACAGCGGUGGAUCUGUCAGAGGAUUUCACUGUGGCUGCAAGUAAUGUCAUCACUACUCUGGCUUUUGGAAAAGAAUAUGAUAAAAGUUCCCUCGAGCUGCAGCAGUUGCACAGUUGUCUGAAUGAGAUUGUGGCUCUAUGGGGCUCGUCCUGGAUCUCUGCCUUAGAUUCCUUCCCACUGCUCAGAAAACUACCAAAUCCUGUGUUUGCACGCCUUUUGAAAGAGGUAGUGCGGAGAGAUGACAUCAUACAAAAACAUCUCAGUGAUUAUAAAUCCCUAGAAAAUAAAACAGAAGAUGCUAUAACUGGCUCAUUACUGCAUGGUCUUGAAGAGAACACGAUGCUCACACACACUCACGUCCACAUGGCCACUGUAGACCUUCUUAUUGGAGGGACUGAGACCACUGCCGCCUGGCUAAACUGGACCAUAGCCUUUCUUUUGCACAGACCAGAGGUGCAGAGCAGAGUGUAUGAAGAGCUGUGCACGGUGCUGGAUGGACAAUAUCCCAAAUACAGCGACAGACACCGACUGCCCGUCCUCAACGCUCUGAUCCACGAGGUGCUCAGGCUGCGGCCAGUCGCUCCUUUAGCAGUGCCUCACAGGGCCAUCAGGGACAGCAGCAUUGCCGGUUAUUUCAUCCCAAAAAACACAGUGAUCAUUCCAAACCUUUUUGGUGCUCACCAUGACCCUGCAGUUUGGCCUGACCCAUACAGCUUCAGACCAGAGCGCUUCCUGGAGGGAGGGGGCUCCACUCGGGCCCUGUUCCCAUUUGGAGGGGGGGCUCGUCUCUGCUUGGGGGAAUCUGUGGCCAAAAUGGAACUGUUCCUCUUUACUGCGUACCUGCUGAGAGACUUUGAGUUUGUUCUUCCUGACAAGGUCCCUGCACCAGACCUGAAGGGUGUGGCUAGUGUUGUGUUAAAAGUCAAACCGUUUAAAGUCAUAGCACUGCCAAGACUGGGACAUUGCAGCUAAAACUGAAUUAUUUAGGUC